AUCAUUCGGUUAUGGAUACUAAUGGAGUGAACAAACAAUACCUAGCAACCAGACAAAACGGACCCAAAUCAUUAUCGAAGACUUUAACAAUGUAAUUUUUCAAACAUAUCCAUAAUCAGCAUGCAGCAGAUAGCCUAACGGAAUCCUACGUGAACUAUGCGGUCGUGUCUUGGACACAACCCUUCUGUGCCUUUUUCUGUGCGGUCCCUAUCCCCCGCACAAAAAAAAAGGUUUGCCUGUAUAUAAUAGUCAUGUUUUAUCUCUAGAGUAAUUUAUAGAAAGAUAAAAUAAAAUUACAUUCCCAUAUGUUCCACAACUACAUAAUUAACGAGCAACCAAGUAUUCCUCCUUAUUUUUGAACCUGCGUUUGAUUCAGCAGACUAACGCUCGUUGGCAUUGAAAUACCGAAUCAUCGAGGUAUAAUCGCAAACUUGUCAUUCUAAAGGUGCUCAUACACUGUUUGACCGAAGCCAAAUAUUUGACUCUUUUUGACAGAUAAAAUUUGGUCAACGUGUACUGAUCAAAUAUAUUCUACACAAAACACGACAAGCAAAUAUUCAAUUAUUGGAUGCCUAAAAUAUUUUUUCAGUCUGUUCUUCGAACCUGUCGGUACAUGGUUAGGUUACCUUGGAUAUUUCAGUUGAUUUUUUUUCCAUGUUCGGUGUUUGAUAUUGUUUACUACUGUUUAAAAUUGAAGAGUGGCAAACAAAAUAGUGUUUGUACAAAUAUCAAAUCAAACCUUAUCUGUCAAAAAAUAUCAAAUAUUUGACCUCCGGGCAAACAGUGUACGGCCACCUUAAAACAUACGUUUAAUUAAAUGGAAUAUUAUCUCAUACACUAUAUUAAUUUUAGCUACAUAGCGUUCAAACGUCCGAAAUUAUGCAACCGACAUAAUGUUCAAACGCCCGAAAUCAUGCAACUGACAUGUCUCUUAUAAACGGGAAUGGACUUUUUCACUUCACGGAGUUUAUUUUUACACGCAAAUGUCCGUGACAACGAUGAUAAACACAAAAAGAUUAAGUGAGGUGUCAGUGUCGUUUCAGGUUUCAGUUGGAUAUACAAGUCGACUACCGUCGCAUGUGUUCUUCCGAUUGUUUCUACGUUGUCGGCGAAGCAGAUAAACUGAUUAAACUUGUUGAAAAUCGUGCCCCGCAUGUUGACGCCCGCUCUCCGCAUAACACCUUCCAACGCCACGUUGAAGAGCAGACAGGAGAGUCCUUCGCCUUGUCGAUGUCCCCUGUGAGUCUCAAAUGAUUCCGGCAGCUCAUCUGAGAUCCGCACACUGCACCGCAUAUCGUUCAUCGUUGCCUGAAUCAGUCUUAUCAACUUUUGGAGAAAGCCACGUUCGUACAUGAUCCUCCAUAGCUUUCGUCGGUCGAUUGUAUCAUACGCGGCCUUGAGGUCAACGAAGAUGCGGCACUUUUGAAGGAUCUGCCGCAGUGUGAAAAUCUAGUCCGUAGUCAAGCAACCGGGCAUGAACGAAGCCUGAUAACUUCCCACAAAUCUAUUUACUAUUGGCGAUAGACGGCGAAAGAGGAUCUGAGACAGAUUUUUGUAGGCACCAUUCAGGAUUGUAAUGGAACGAUAGUUUCCACAAUUCAGCUUGUCUCCUUUUUAAUAGAAGGCGCAGAUUACCCCGUCCUUCCACUCUUCCGGUAACUGAUCUUUGUCCCAGAUCCUGAUUAUCAACCGCUGUAUACACUUUACAAGUUUUACCAUACCUCCCUUGAAGAGCUCCGCUACGAGGCCAUCCUUACCAGCUGCUUUGUGGUUCUUUAGCUGUUUAAUGACCUCCUUAACUUCACCCAUCGUCGGGGGUCCUCCUCAACGCUCAUCGUUCAACCUUCAUCGUGGUGCUGCCUCCACCUUUCGAUCACCUCGCGUUCGUUUGUUAAGAUGCCUCCUUCCUUGUUCCUGCACAUUUCGGCUCGCGGCACAAAGCCUUUGUGCGAGGCAUUUAGUUUCUUGAAGAACUUCCGCGAUUCUUGAGAACUAUCGUCGCUCCAUCUCCUCACACUCUUUCUCUUCCAGGCGGCGCUUUUUUUCCCGAAAGAGAUGUGUUUGCUGCCUUCGCUUCAGUCUGUAUCGUUCCACGUUUUGUCGAGUCGCUCGUUGCAGCAUGACUGCAUCCUUCUUGUCCUCAAACCAUUCGUUCCGUUGUCCUCGUUGUUCAUACCAGAUGACAGUACCUGCUGUGCUGCUAAACGCUGCUUUUAAGAUGUCCCAGCAUUCAUCGAGGGGGCAGCAUCCAGUUCAAGAUGCUGCGAGUAUGUUGUAGCAGUCGUCGUAGGUGAUACCAUGGUGAACGUUGGUGUUUUAUGUUACUGACGACUAACAGUUUAGAACGCAGUUUGACCAUCACCAGGUAGUGAUCUGAAACGAUGUUAGCGCCACGAUAGGUUCCUAUGUCGAUGAUAUCCGAAAAGUGCCGACCGUCAAUCAAAACGUAGUCAAUUUGUGUUUCUGUUUGCUGAGAUGAUCUCCAGGUGUAUCGGUACUGGGGGCUGUGCUGGAAGAAGGAUCUACGUAUGGCCAUGUUCUUGGAAUCCCUCCUCUUGGUCGACCUGAGGGUUCAAAUCACCGAUGACGAUUUUUAUGUCGUGUUUUGGACAACGAUCGUAUUCACACUUGAGCUGCGUAUAGAAUUCUUCUCUAUCAUCUCCGGUGCUAUCUAGAUGAGGGCUGUGGACGUUGAUAAUGCUGGCUCAGCAUCCCCAGUCUGCACAUACUUCCGUUGAUCGGCCACCAGCCAAUCUCCCGUUUCUGCAUCUCCGCCAUCACGAUUAAAGAUGUACCCAGUUCGUGUGUUGCAGCAGCUCUGGUAGAUGGUAUAACCAUCUCGAAACGAUCACACCAUCGAACCUUUCCAGCACAACACUGGCAGCGCUACGAUGUUGAAAUUGCCAGCACUCAAUAUAUCCGAAAGAAUUCGGGUACUCGCAAGAAAGUUGAGAGACUUGCAGUUCCAUGUUCCGCGUUUCUAAUCUCUAGUCCGUGUUCUUUGCGUGGGUUUAGCCGUGGGAUUGUCCUGUCUCGAAUUCAUUCGUGAUUUUUUCUGUGCGUUUCCUUUUUACGGAUGGCCUGCAGGGCCUGCACCAAGCCCCUGUCUCACCGGAGGACCGACGUGCACAGCUCUUUUUAAAGUCCCCGCUAGCACGAAAACAGUUUAUCAACCGCCCCUGACAUGGGGAACGGACGCAGUUUUGAGCCGCACCUUCAUGAUGAACAGACGCUCGGAUAGACGUCCUUCUUUGUCAGCACACGACUAAGAUCCCACCAGGGUUGGCACAGCGGGGAGGUAGUAGUUAGGGGACAAGAAUCUAAGGACGAAUGUGGUCUAUUUUAUGCUUACAGGUACACGAAGUACCGAUGGUACGCUUAGUCCAGUCAAUUACCAACCAGGCCCCAAGUUUGCUGUAACGGAAUCGUGUACUGUUGCUACUUCUACACGAUAAAGAAGGCAUCUAGUAUUCAUAGCGUCUUUUUUUCAGCUGACAGUCCAUAAUUUUCCGUUGUCCUGGGUAUUUUAUGUUACAUUAGUUCGGAAUGGCCACAGAAUCUGGAACUAAGAAUGAGCUCGAGAAAAUCGCCAAAAAGAAACAAAUUGCUAUAGUGGAACCGGCUGGCUACACAAGGCGAAAAGAGGAAAAGCGCAAAUCCUUUUUCCCCGAUCCCCGUGGAAGCCAGGACAUGCAGGAUUCAUCGAACAGUACUGAGAAGAAACAAUCCGUUGCCCAGGUUUAUGACCGACUGAUGAAUGCUGGUUUUCCGUCUGUGGCCCCCCGACGAUGGACUAGUCAGCGAAGCACAUUGUACAAAUCGCCACGUUUUCAAAAUACUUACCUGUUGGAAUCGCGGCGCCCUUUUGACCGCGACGAAGUGGAACCGAUUGUUCAUCACUAUCUGGAUUCAUUUCUGCAAAAUCUCAAAUACUAUCCGAAACGUGCCAAACGAUUGGCAGAAAAUCUGAGCAUUGACUUGAGGGAUACGAUCAAACGCUGCCGCUAUGAUCGCUAUCGAACCGUUGUGUGGGUAACCGUUGGAGAUAAAUUCCAUCAAGAUUUUAGGGCAACUAUGCAUUUCCUGUGGGACGCCGAAAAGGAUGGAUACAUUACCUAUGCAUUCGAAACACCGGAUUUCUUUGUGAAUGUCGUCAUUUUUGGCAUUUAUUAUGAGUAGCAUUCGACUCGUGAGGGAUUUUCCUUAAAUAAAAUGGUUUAUUCCAAAAUUUGUUACUAGUU
This is a messenger RNA of Toxorhynchites rutilus septentrionalis, 4241 nucleotides long. RefSeq names its product dynein light chain Tctex-type protein 2B-like. The record is from RefSeq and is a predicted model, not a curated record. The transcript is spliced from 5 exons. Gene Ontology annotation, cellular component: cytoplasmic dynein complex; cytoplasm. Gene Ontology annotation, biological process: microtubule-based movement. NCBI's taxonomy places the organism in Eukaryota, Metazoa, Arthropoda, Insecta, Diptera, Culicidae. Gene Ontology annotation, molecular function: dynein intermediate chain binding. Bases 3547 to 4179 code for a protein of 210 amino acids.